AAUAAAAUAAAAGUUACAUUGCGUAAAUGUAUACCAACAUAUUACAUAUAGUUUUAGAGGACUUUGAUUUCGAUCAUUAUAAUUGUAGUUAACCGUAUAGUACAAGCCACGAACUUAUUUUGAAGCGUAACCAGAAAAAAAAAAUAGUUUUAUUGACCAGUAUUUUUGCAGAGUGUAGAAGUACUCAAGGGCAGAUCCAACUUUGGCGCCAGGGGGGGGGGGUCAGAUGGUCGUGGUCAAGUUAAGAGCUUGACAAAAUAUGUAAAUAUAUUUUGUCGAGCUCGUUACCAACCAGCUCAGGGGGGAAGGUCAUGACCCCCAUAAACCACCCAUCCCCGGGAUCCGCUGUUGGAUGUACUUCAUAGUUUUUGUGAAGUGAUUUAUGUAGUGUGAGUAUGUAAACAUAUGAAACACUAUCAUUAAAUUAAUUUAAAUAAGUUAACAAUAAGCAAUUUGUGAAAUACAAGGGCUUUAUGUUAUUAUUUUAUUUACGAUAGUUUUGAACUGUCGUAAAUAAUGCCUUUUCAUUAGCGUAGUCUUUAGCUUGCCUUGUUCUAUUUUAAUUAUAAUUUGACUUUGAGUGAUUUGUAACAUCAAUCGUCAAUUGGUAACCGUGAGGUUCCACUGUUGAAAUACCUAAACAAAACAUAUAUAUUAUGUCUAUUAUAAGAUGACAGUAUUAUUUCCUACAACAAGCAAAAAUACUGGAAUGGAGCCUUGUGAAUGCGAAUAUUAUUAUGAAAUAACGUAAAUGUAUUAUACAAUAGAAUGGAAAUAAAAAAUAUAUUUUCAUACCAUAAAUACUAUCUUUUAACUUACAUUAACAUUCAAAAUAUUUAUACCAACUAAGGUCAAACAGCUCCGAGUGAGAUUAAAUUUAUAUCGCUAUACAAAAAAAAAAUUGUGCAUAAUAAAACUAGUACUUUUAAGUCCUUGCUCUAGACAUCUAGUCUUAAAUAUAAUCUAAUCAUUUUCAAACUUAUUGGACAUUUGUACAUGUCUUAAUUAAAUUAGCUGAUAAAAUGUUCACCGACAAAGUCGUGAUAAUAACUGGAGCUAGUUCUGGAAUUGGUGCAGAAACGGCUGUGGAGUUUGCAAAACUUAACGCCAAACUAGUUCUUACUGGAAGAAACAAAAUAAACCUAGGAAAUGUCGCCAAACAAUGUGAAGAAGGCACUGGAAGUAAACAAGCACCUCUGGUGAUAAUUGCUGAUAUAAACGUGGAUGCCGACGUAGACAAUGUCAUGGAAAGUACAAUAGAGAAAUUUGGCAGAUUAGAUAUUCUUGUAAACAAUGCUGGGAUUCUAGAAAGUGGAUCGAUAGAAACCACCAGUUUGGCGCAGUACGAUAGAGUGAUGAACACAAAUGUUAGGGGAGCAUAUUAUUUGACUAUGUUGGCAGUUCCCCAUCUCAUUAAAACGAAAGGGUCAGUUGUGAACGUAUCAAGUAUUGCUGGUAUAAGAUCAUUUCCAACUGUUUUAGCGUAUUGUAUGUCAAAGUCUGCUUUGGAUCAGUUUACAAGAUGUAUCGCUCUGGAGCUAGGUCUUAAAGGCGUGAGAGUAAACGCUAUAAAUCCUGGUGUAAUAUCAACCGGUAUUCAUAUGAAAUCUACCAUGAACAAAGAGCAAUACAAAGAGUUCUUGAAGAAAUGUGUCGACACCCAUGCUUUAGGGCGUGCGGGUGAGAGUAAAGAAGUUGCUUCAGUUAUAAUAUUUUUAGCCAGCGAUGUUGCCAGUAACAUCACAGGGGCUACAAUACCAGUAGACGGUGGCCGUCAUGCUAUAUGUCCUAUAGAAAAAUAAAAUUAUUGCUGAUGUUGUGGAGUUUUAAUUGACGUAUAUGGUAUCAGAUUAAUUUUUUUUUAUUUUGUAAAAUAAAAUGAGACAACAAGGUCAUUUAAAAAGGGCACACGUUCCAAUUUAUACUGGUCGAUGUACUAUUAAAAUGUUUACCAAAUAAAAAAUUUAUCAGAAAUUUUGUAUUAAAGAAUGCUUUGAAGAAUGUAAACUUGUGACUACCUCAUAAAGGUAAAUGUUUUUACAUUAAGCCAGGUAAAGUAGGCCAGUAGCGUUUUAACCACAUUGGCGUUUAAUUGGCAUAAUGUAAAAAAUAACUAGUGCCAGUGAACCUAUAUAUUCCAUGGCAUGUUUGGAUUACUGUACAACUGUUCAGUCAACUGUAUACGUAAAUUUGUAAAACUUUAUAAACCUGUAUAUCAUUUGGUUUCAAAAACAUGUCUGCCUUUAUCCGUCAAUAAUACGUCUUCAUUUGUUAUUUUUUAAAAUAUUGCUAUUUUAAUAUU
This is a messenger RNA of Papilio polytes (common Mormon), 2302 nucleotides long. RefSeq lists its product as uncharacterized. The transcript has a single exon. Gene Ontology annotation, molecular function: oxidoreductase activity. The coding region runs from base 1023 to 1802 and encodes 259 amino acids. The record is from RefSeq and is a predicted model, not a curated record. Lineage: Eukaryota; Metazoa; Arthropoda; Insecta; Lepidoptera; Papilionidae.